Molecule: messenger RNA, 1659 nt
Organism: Spinacia oleracea (spinach)
Lineage: Eukaryota; Viridiplantae; Streptophyta; Magnoliopsida; Caryophyllales; Amaranthaceae
Product: metacaspase-5
Exons: 3
Coding region: 116-1384 (422 amino acids)
Biological process (GO): proteolysis
Cellular component (GO): cytoplasm
Molecular function (GO): cysteine-type endopeptidase activity
Source: RefSeq, a predicted model, not a curated record
ACCUAUUUAACACCCAAAAAAAUUAACAUCAAAUCAAAUCCACAUUCAAACCAAACCAAACCCACCAUCCAUUCAGAGAGGAGAGAGAAAACCAUCAUCAUCAUCAUCAUCAAAAAUGGGAAAAAAAGCAGUGUUGAUCGGAAUCAAUUACCCAGGAACAAAAGCAGAGCUCAAAGGUUGCAUCAACGAUGUCAACAGAAUGCACGAAUGCUUAAUCCAACGGUUCGGAUUCGAGGAAGAAGAUAUCACGAUUUUGAUAGAUACGGACCGGAGAUGUACUCAACCCACCGGGAAGAACAUCAGACGAGCUCUUCAGAAUCUGGUUCGAUCUGCUGAACCGGGUGAUUUCCUUUUUGUUCAUUAUAGUGGUCAUGGUACUCGAUUACCGGCGGAAACCGGUGAAUUUGAUGAUACCGGUUUUGAUGAGUGUAUUGUUCCUUCUGAUAUGAAUCUCAUCACAGAUGAAGAUUUCAAGGAAUUGGUGUGCCAAGUCCCAGAUGGUUGCAGGAUCACAAUAGUCUCAGAUUCAUGCCACAGCGGCGGCCUAAUCAGUGGUGCAAAAGAGCAAAUAGGAGAAAGUACACAAUCCCACAGCAACCAAUCCCAUAGCAGCAGUUCAUCAGGUUUCAGCUUAUCAGGUUUCUUGAAGAAAACAGCACGAGACACAGUUUCUGAAGCCUUUGAAUCUCGCGGAAUCCAUCUCCCUCAUCAUCACAGUAGCAGAGACUAUGAACCAGAGUACAGUGUAGUUGAUGAAGACACUUACGAAGGUCACAGUGGCUAUGCAAAAAGCCGGUCUCUUCCCCUUUCGACACUCAUUUCCAUGCUCAAGGAAAAGACAGGAAAAGAUGACAUUGAUGUUGGGAAGAUUCGACCAACUUUGUUUGACAUGUUUGGGGAGGAUUCAAGUCCGAAGGUUAAGAAGUUUAUGAAGAUCAUCUUGGAAAAACUUCAUGGUGGGGGUGGAGAAGGGGGUAAAGGAGAAAUUCUGGCUGCUGUUGGUGGACUUGCAAUGGAGUUCUUUAAACAGAAGCUUAAUGAUAAUGAUGAUGAUUAUGCAAAACCUGCACAGGAUGCUAAAGUUGAGAGGAAGGAGGACGUUUAUGCAGGUGGAGACAAGAGGAGUUUGCCUAGAAAUGGGAUACUUCUUAGCGGGUGUCAGACAGAUCAGACGUCAGCUGAUGCUAGUCCUUCUGGUAAGGAUGCUGAAGCUUACGGAGCUUUCAGUAACUCGAUUCAGGCAAUUCUAAGGGAAUCUGAGGGAGAUAUUCAGAACGAUGAGAUUGUGUCGAAAGCUAGGAAGUUGCUUAAGCGUCAAGGUUUUACUCAACGGCCUGGGCUUUACUGCACUGAUGACUAUGUUGAAGCUUCAUUUGUUUGUUAAAAUUAAGUUGUGUGUUUUUUUUUUUUGGUUUAGAUUGGACUGCUAUUUAUUUGAAUAUUGGACGAUUUGAUUUGUCAGAAAAUGUUACUCCGUAUUUGGAAAUAAUUGACAUUACAGUUCGUAACAAUGUUGUGUAAAUUAAAACCGGCCUUUCUGAUAUUAAAAUGUUCAGAGGGUAUUCGUGUUGUUAUUACAAAGUGUUUCUUCUCCAAAAAUCGUGUGAGAUUGUUUCUUAUCGAAUGCACGAGUAUGACUUCUUGUCAAUCUCUUUUAUA